Mytilus trossulus (common blue mussel) is the source of this 1274-nucleotide messenger RNA. RefSeq names its product probable RNA-binding protein EIF1AD. The coding region runs from base 160 to 651 and encodes 163 amino acids. Gene Ontology annotation, cellular component: nucleus. NCBI's taxonomy places the organism in Eukaryota, Metazoa, Mollusca, Bivalvia, Mytilida, Mytilidae. The record is from RefSeq and is a predicted model, not a curated record. Gene Ontology annotation, molecular function: translation initiation factor activity; RNA binding. The transcript is spliced from 5 exons. Gene Ontology annotation, biological process: translational initiation.
CCAAUGUUUAUCAUUACGAGCCUUAGUCAAAUUGAUUUAAGCACAAAUUUUACAUUGAAAUAUUUAUUUCACGACUAAGCAAAUUGCGUAAUCUGUGAACACACGAACUAAAGUAACCUUUGACCUAAUUUCUUAAUACAUAUAGAUUAAUGGAAUAAUAUGUCAAAAGCAACAAAAAGAAAGCAUGUAACUAAAGAAGUACUGGAUGAAUAUGUCCUUCCUGAAGAAAACCAACAGAUUGUUAAGGUUGUAGCAGGAAAAGGUAACAAUCUUCACGAAAUACUGACAGCUGAUAACCGAACAUUCCUUGUUAGCAUGCCCACUCGAUUUAGGAAAAAUGUCUGGAUAAAAAGAGGAGAUUUUGUUUUCAUAGAACCAAUAGAAGAGGGAGACAGAGUUAAGGCAGAAAUUUCAAGAAUCCUUUACAAGGACCAGAUCAAAUAUAUUAAAGAAGAAGGGAAAUGGCCUGAAGCUUUCAUGGAAAUAACAAACACAGAAAAGGACCAAAUGAUACCAGACGACAUGCUGCCACCUUGUGACAGUUCUGAUGAAGAUGUCGGAGAUCUUGUUGUAAAUGCUAAUAGACAGAAAGUAGCAGUAUACGAAGAAAGUGACAAUGAAACAAGUGAAGAAGAUGAUGAUGUAACAUAAAAAACAGUUAAGAUGCAACAAUCAACAAAAGGAACACAGACAGAGCCAUUACUCCUGACUGUAGUACUAGUGCUCUUCCAUGCUGCAUGUCAUAACGAAUGAUGAAGAACAGAUUUAACUUUAUUUAUUGAAAUUAAAACUUACAAGUGAUAUGAAAUUUAAUUAAAAUCACCCUGUUUAAAUUUAAAUGACAAUGUAAUAUCAGGGAAGCUUGAUGCAAGAUAGUUAUUUUAAACGUUGUUAUAUAUCAUAAACUGUGCUUUCUUUUUCAAUAUAUCAAAUUGUUGUGUGGACAAACACAUGAUUUUAUAUGCAUAAGGCAAUGUCAGACUCAGUCUAUAGGUUUGGUACAGAGCAGAGUUCAUACAUAUAUUUAUAUAACAUGUUCUUGGCUUAAAAUGCAGUAAUCUUUGCCCCUGGAUGUCAAUUUAAUUCAUCCUUAUCAUCAUCAUCACCAUUAGAUCUUUAUUUGAUGUAAUUUUAAUAUUUUCUGUGCUGUUUGUAAAAAGAUACAAAAUGAAAAUUAAAAGAUGCUGUCUAUCAAACUUGAAAUGUUCUGAAAGUUUUUUUAAAGGAUUCCAGUGACUAAUGUCAAUUUUAAUUUAAUUAAAAGAAGAAAUUCA